This is a messenger RNA of Micropterus salmoides (largemouth bass), 3063 nucleotides long. RefSeq names its product kelch-like protein 8. The transcript has 12 exons. Gene Ontology annotation, molecular function: protein binding. The record is from RefSeq and is a predicted model, not a curated record. Lineage: Eukaryota; Metazoa; Chordata; Actinopteri; Centrarchiformes; Centrarchidae. The coding region runs from base 313 to 2157 and encodes 614 amino acids.
GUAAUCAGACCAUUUCCAAAGAGGAAGCCUAUCCACGAGCCAAUAAAAAGUAGAACAGAAGUCGAGAGAGCCUUUGAUCAUUAGUGCAUGUGAUGGGACUUGAUGUUUCUGCUCUUAUAGCUGAGAGGACUAGCGAUGAGGGGGCGAUACACUGAGUCUAUUCAGUGACAGAGACAUAGCUUAAAAGAGACUCUGCAUCAUCUGUAAGGUGUGGGUGGAGCUUUAUCCUCUGGCUGUCUGCUUUCUCUCUGACAUCAGCUGUGAAGAUUUUUCAUCAGAUUCACCAAUAGGUGUUGUUUCCUGUAGGCAGCUAUGGCACCAGGGGAUGUGGUGCCAGACCAUGCCAAGCAGCUGAAGUCCAAGGAGAAGCGGCCUGGAAACAAGGCUUCAAAAGCAGACUGCGAGCCUGAUGGGUCCUUUGUCUUCGAGGCUCAUGAGGCUUGGAAGGACUUUCAUAACUCCCUCAGGCAUUUCUACGAAGUAGGAGAGCUCUGUGACGUCACGCUGAAGGUUGGCAGUAGGUUGAUACCAUGCCACAAGCUAGUGCUGGCUUGUGUGAUCCCUUACUUCAGGGCCAUGUUCCUGUCAGAGAUGUCCGAGGCCAAGCAGGAACUGAUAGAGAUCAAGGACUUUGAUGGUGAUGCCAUCCAGGACCUGGUGCAUUUUGCCUACUCCUCCAAACUCACAUUAACUGUGGACAAUGUCCAGCCACUGCUUUAUGCUGCCUGCAUCCUUCAGGUGGAGUUGGUGGCAAGAGCCUGCUGUGAGUACAUGAAGGCCCACUUCCACCCCACCAACUGCCUGGCAGUUCGUACCUUUGCCGAGAGCCACAAUCGUGUGGACCUGAUGGAUAUGGCCGACCGCUAUGCCUGCGAGCACUUCACCGAGGUAGUGGAGUGUGAGGACUUUACAUGCGUGUCUCCCCAGCACUUACGCACAUUAUUGUCCUCCAGUGAGCUCAAUAUCCACUCAGAGACACAGGUGUACAAUGCAGCAGUGAAAUGGCUGAAAGCAAACCCACAGCACCACGAGGCCUGGCUGGACCAGAUCAUGUCUCAGGUGCGCCUCCCCCUGCUGCCUGUAGAGUUCCUGACUGGAACAGUAGCUAAGGAUGAGAUGAUCAAAGGUAACCUGAGUUGUCGCGACCUGAUGGACGAAGCCAGGAACUACCACCUGCACCUCAGCAACAAGGUGGUGCUGGACUUUGAGUACUCAGUCCGUACAAUACCCAGGAAACACACUGCAGGGGUUUUGUUCUGUGUGGGUGGCCGUGGGGGUUCUGGUGACCCAUUUCGCAGUAUUGAGUGCUACUCCAUCACUAAGAACAGCUGGUUCUUUGGUCCUGAAAUGAACAGCAGACGGCGUCACGUGGGUGUAAUAUCUGUAGGAGGCAAGGUUUAUGCUGUUGGGGGCCAUGAUGGUAACGAGCACUUGGGCAACAUGGAGAUGUUUGACCCCCUCACCAACAAGUGGAUGAUGAAAGCCUCCAUGAACACCAAGAGGAGGGGUAUAGCCUUGGCAGCGCUUGGUGGUCCUAUCUAUGCUAUUGGAGGUCUGGAUGACAACUCCUGCUUCAACGAUGUGGAGCGUUACGACAUCGAAAGUGACUGCUGGAGCGCUGUGGCGCCGAUGAACACGCCCAGAGGAGGAGUGGGAUCCGUGGCAUUGGGGAGUUUUGUAUACGCAGUGGGAGGGAACGAUGGGGUGGCGUCGCUGUCUAGUGUGGAGCGGUUUAACCCACACCUCAACAAGUGGAUAGAGGUCAGCGAGAUGGGCCAGCGACGAGCUGGAAAUGGAGUCAGCAAACUCAAUGGCUGCCUCUAUGUAGUGGGCGGUUUUGAUGACAACUCACCCCUGAGCUCUGUAGAGCGCUUUGACCCAAGAAUGCACCGCUGGGAGUACGUGUCUGAGCUGACCACCCCACGUGGGGGAGUCGGGGUAGCCACUGUAAUGGGAAGAGUGUUCGCGGUCGGGGGUCACAAUGGGAAUAUCUACUUGAACACUGUGGAAGCUUUUGAGCCACGAAUGAACAGAUGGGAGCUGGUGGGUUCGGUGUCUCACUGCCGCGCCGGAGCCGGAGUGGCUGUCUGUUCGUCACACGUCAGCCAGAUCAGGGACGUCGGCCAGGGCUCCAGCAACGUGGCCAACUGCAUGUGACCGCCCGCCCAACCCCGCUUAUUCCCAGGUGACUGACUGCCAGGUCUUGCCGUCAGACCUGAUCACUGCACAAGCACACAGACAAUGACUGAGUUAUGAGUGAGUUAUUUCGGCAGCCGUCAGCUGCUGUCGCCACUGUAUGAACGUCGGCUUGAAGCUGUUCAGUUUGCACACAGUGACUGAGGAAUAGUAGGGAGAUUUUACUGACUUGACGUGCAUAUCUGACAAAUGAGGUCUUCUCUGACUAAGUGACACGUUCUCCUUGACUCCUGCUGGUGUUAUUUGCAAUCAGUGAUGUAGUAUUUUGUACUGUAUUUUCUUCUGUUUGACUGCCUUGACAUAGUUUGACUUUUGUUUUGUUUUUUAAGGGAAAAUAUUAGCCACGCCUUGUAUUUAAUACUAACAUCUUGAGAAUGAAAAGUGUGUUUGGGUUCAUAACUACUAGGUUAGCUGUGCACAUUAUGAACGGGGACUGUAUAGUGGGGCCUGUAUGGAAAGCUUUUCAACGGGCUCUUCUUAAAGAUGGUUUACUCGUUGUCUCUGCAGUUGUUUUCAUUAUCCACAGAGAUGUGAUCACACUGCAUUCAACACCUUGUUUGCGGUGCAGUGUGUCCAAAAACAUUAUAAUCAAUUAAUCUGAAAUACGAUGUUAAGAUGUCAAAUACAUUUCCAAGAUUCCUUCGAUCUUAUGCCAGGUUAAGUAGAAGUAUCUGUUAGAGCAGUUAGACUUUUCAAAGGUGCUUUUCAACAUCAUUCAAUCAGCAGUUCCAGCUGCAGUGAGCUGGAUCGUAUGCCAGCUUUUAGGAAUUUGCCUGUAAUUGUGUUUGAACAAUCAUUUAUGGCCGAUUGGGACAAAUCAGCCAUUGGUGAGGAGGUGAUGGAUCUGAAGAAUUUAACUGCAAGUGC